This is a messenger RNA of Funneliformis caledonium, 1710 nucleotides long. The record is from the annotation of a GenBank genome assembly. Lineage: Eukaryota; Fungi; Glomeromycota; Glomeromycetes; Glomerales; Glomeraceae.
AUGGAAGGAAGCUCAAGCCAGAGUGGAAGUUCUAGAAGACCUACGCCAAAAAACUUAAACAAUUCGGAAUCCAAUUAUAUCCUUCUUAGUUUAGAAGAGGAAGGUUAUACCACGCCAGAUGAAAAAGUAGAACAACUUAUAACUAAAUUAACAAAAUCAAAAUUUUUAUAUGCUCUAAAAUUACUUUUUGAAAACCUACAAAAUGAAUUUUCAUCUCAAAUUUUAGUUGAUUCAUUAAGAAGUUUAGCCAAUCCUACACUAUUUGACCAUCAUUCAAUGGAAAUUGUUACAAGAUUGGAAUUACACUUACGAACUUUGGUAGCAGCUUUGGAACAGAUAUGCUUUUCGCAGAUAGUUCUUGGCAAAGAAAUUCGGGAUAAAAUUUACGAUUCUUUAGCAAAAUUUGCGGAAUUUCAUCGUAAAAACAUACAAGUUAUUGAAGAAGGACUUGUUAGCGGCCUUAAGUUAAAGUACAAUCCAUCAAAUCAUGACAAAGAUAACAAGGGUAUUGAAAAGCAUAACUAUAAUAUUGACUUUUUGUUGAUUCACUUGCGCGAUACAUUACACAGCCUGCGUGAUGAUGAACCUUGGUUUCAAGAAAUUUUAAGAAGAACUAAGGAUUUGUUGAAGGCUGUUCUAAAUAUUGUACCAGGAAUUACAAGUAUUGUAGCACCCGGAGUUGCUCUUCCAAAUGAUAAUUGUUCAAUCGUAUCAAUGCUUACUCAAUUACGUCAAGGUUUAAGUUUUAAAUAUCCGGUCGCUACUUAUUAUUUAGAUUGGAGAAUCAUGUUGAUAAUUCGACAUAAUCUUUUAAACUGGUCUGUAAGUGAUGAAAAGAUAAUUGGUAGAAAGUUUGGAGAAAGGAUCUUAAUGGAAUAUCUUUGGAGUUUUUCGGAGAGAGAGUGGAAUAGUGUUACUGAUAAACCUAUGUUAAAUUCACAAACUAAAUUUGAUGAAGUAUCAAAUAAACUCUUCAAGACUUUAAGAAACACUGGUGGUUUUUUAAAUGAUCUUGCCGGAAACGAACCACUCGCGUUACCAAAUAUGUUAUGGUUUGGCAUACUGGAUCUUGCACAAAAUCUCAUUCAAAAAUCUACUCAACCGGUUAUACAAGGACUUUGUUAUUAUUUGGCAAUCGAAUCACUAAACAAAGCUCUAAGCAAUGAUAAUGAACGUAAUCUAAACUUGGAACAAACAAAUAAACAACAUGAGGACGAUUCUGAGGACGAUUCUGAUAAUUCAGAAGUUGAUCAUAUAUUAAUAAAAAAGAAGAAUCGUAUAGUGAUUAAUUUGAAAUUAAAUAUAUUACAACAAAAAAAACAACACACGGUUUAUCAGAAUGUUAUAAAUGAAUUAUUAAAUAAAAAUUAUGAAAAUGCUAUAUCAAUAGGUCAAGUAUAUUUAAGAGAGUUUCAUCAUAAUUAUACAAUGAGAUGUAUUUUAGCUUAUGCUUAUAGAUGUCUUAAUAACUAUAAGCAAGCAAACUCAUAUUUAGAUGAGGCUAUUAGUCUAAAACAAAGCAAACCAAUUGCGUAUUUUAUUCGUGGAGAAAUACUUUUCAGACAAGGUUUAUAUGAUGUUGCAAUAAAGGUAUUAGAAAAAUCAAAAAACCACAAUAAUAAGUCGAAUAUAAUUUUAGGAAAUUGCUAUCUUUUGGGUGCAAAAGGUAGUUAUUUUUAUCGUCUGAAUGCUGCUUUAAAAUGCUAUGAG